Molecule: messenger RNA, 2959 nt
Organism: Manis pentadactyla (Chinese pangolin)
Lineage: Eukaryota; Metazoa; Chordata; Mammalia; Pholidota; Manidae
Gene: HDAC11
Product: histone deacetylase 11
Exons: 11
Coding region: 108-1034 (308 amino acids)
Molecular function (GO): histone deacetylase activity
Source: RefSeq, a predicted model, not a curated record
GCCCCCAGCAGAGGAGGCUGGGGCCAGGGGCGUGUCCUGGGCGGGGCCUCGCGCCGCCCCUCCAGGUCGCGGAGCGUUUGCCUGCGCAGGGAGGGUCCGGCGCCGGGAUGCCACACACAACCCAGCUGUACCAGCAUGUGCCGGAGACACGCUGGCCCAUCGUGUACUCGCCGCGCUACAACAUAACCUUCAUGGGCCUGGAGAAGCUGCACCCCUUUGAUGCAGGAAAAUGGGGCAAAGUGAUCAGCUUCCUAAAAGACGAGAAGCUUCUGUCAGACGGCAUGUUGGUGGAGGCACGCGAGGCCUCAGAUGAAGACCUGUUGGUGGUGCAUACUCGACGUUAUCUCAAUGAGCUGAAGUGGUCUUUUGCUGUCGCAACCAUCACCGAAAUCCCCCCUGUCAUCUUUCUCCCCAACUUCCUUGUGCAAAGGAAGGUGCUGAAGCCCCUUCGGACCCAGACAGGAGGAACCAUAAUGGCAGGGAAGCUGGCCGUGGAUCGAGGCUGGGCUAUCAAUGUGGGCGGCGGCUUCCAUCACUGCUCCAGCGACCGGGGCGGGGGCUUCUGCGCCUACGCAGACAUCACGCUCGCCAUCAAGUUUCUGUUUGAGCGAGUGGAGGGCAUCUCCAGAGCCAUCAUCGUUGAUCUCGAUGCCCAUCAGGGCAAUGGGCAUGAACGGGACUUCAUGGGUGACAAGCGUGUGUACAUCAUGGACGUCUACAACCGUCACAUCUACCCUGGGGACCGCUUUGCCAAGCAGGCCAUCAGGCAGAAGGUGGAGCUGGAGUGGGGCACGGAAGAUGAAGAGUACCUGGAUAAGGUGCGGAGGAACCUUGAGAAAGCGCUCCAGGAGCAUCCGGCUGACGUGGUGGUGUACAAUGCGGGCACCGACAUCCUUGAGGGUGACCGCCUUGGGGGGCUGUCCAUCAGCCCCCAGGGCAUCGUGAAGCGGGACGAACUGGUGUUUCGGGUGGUCCGCGGCCACCAGGUGCCGAUCCUCAUGGUGACCUCCGGUGGAUGCAUUCUGAGCCUGUAGGCAAUUACCUGAGUGCCUUCUCCUUUGCUGUGGUGAUGAUGGGAGCACGUUUUGAGCCAUAGCAUCUGUUAGUCUGGGUCCCCAGAAGCCCAAGGUGAGUAGAGUCCCCAGUCAAACUGGGUUGGACAUUCACUGUGAACAAGAAAUAAAACUUUGUUGUUUAAGCUAUUGAAGUUUUGAGUGGCUUGUCAUAUAGCAUAACCUUGGCCAUCCUGACUGAUAUACACCCUGUUUCCUUGAUGACAAGGAUGCUUUAGUGAUGCAGUGUGACUCAAGCUGGACCAGAGUCCAUACUUAGACUUUGUUAUUUGGGGCAGGAGGGAAGGGACUUUGUCUUGCAAAUUAUAUGGAGCAGCCAUAUUUCUUUCACAAAGAUAAAGCCGUCUAAGGUAUGAAAGAGUGAAAUGGAAGAAGAAAAAGAAAACCACGAUGGAGAAAGGGGGAAUCCUUGUGACAUCAGGACAGGGCUGCCAUGAACAGCUGUACAAGUUGUGCACUGUACAAUUCUAAAGAGUGCUGUUCACACAGUGACUAAUGAAAAGAUUUGUGUAUUUAUCAGGACAGUUUCCCAGCAGAUGGCAGUAAAGUGUCUUGAGGAAGUGGAACUUUUCUCUACUUGGUACAAAAUUGCUGAUUAGGCUCUUAACCAUGCUGUGUCAAGUCCCUGAUUUCAGUCAAGUCCCCAGAGCUUUCUGAGCUCAAGCAGUACUUGGUAGAAUUAAUUUUCUUUUGAUAAAUUCCCUUUGUUGCUAAGCUCUGCUUACAGCAGCAUCAUUGACAAUCCAGUCACUGACAAGAUGCAUCAACUUUGUUUUCCACUUACCCGAGCAAAACUUAAGGGCUUUUAGAAAUUAGUCUGACAACAAGAGAGGCAACUGAACAACCGUGAAAAGUAGAUACAAGGAAAACAAAUAUCAGUUUGAGACCCUAUGUAUAAGUAUAUAAGUUGGCAUAAGUAACCUUUCUUAUCUCAAUGAGCCCCCAGAUUCUUACUCGACUAUGCUGUGGCCUGAAAAUGGUUUGCAAUGGUAGUUUUUCCUUAGAAACACAGAGAAGAUAUUGUGUAGACUUCAUUUCCUCAUAAAUGGUUACAUUAUAACUGUGGUGUUGCUUGAAAGGAGAGACCUAGAUUAUCAAGAGAGUUCACAUAGUGUGGCUUAAGCUAGAUCAGUAACAUAUCAUUGCAAAAGAAAGGAUGGUGUGGGCGAGGUCCAGCGCCACAGCUGUCCCCGGUGCCGGAGGAGGCUGCCCUUCUGGUAGGGCCCUGUCCCCACUUUGCCCUGUUCCAGAUAACUCCCUCCCAGAACCUUAAUUGCCAGGCAUUUCUAGGAAGAGGUUUGGGGGAGGCUGUGGGGGCUGGUGUCAGACAAUCUGGGUGAGGUCCUGGCGCUGCCUUUUCCCUCUAGAUGAUGCUGGACAAGUGUGCCCCCAUUCAGAGCUUCAGUUGCCACUUCUAGAAAAUGGGAGUGCCUACACCCAUCUGAUGGUUCAUUGGGAGGGUUGGGUAGAUAUGGGAAUGAUCCAGCACACAGUAGGUGCUCAAAGCACAGUGACUGGCACUAGGAGGUGGGUAGCCAGGUUCAGAGCAUGGUCACGAGGGCCCAGGCCCCCUGAAUGUGAAUCACUGGGUGCAUGUGGUUAGUCACUUUGCCACUUGGACCCUCAGUUUCCUCAUCUGUCAAGUGGAGAUUCCCAUGGUACUUUCCUGUUAUUGCUCAUUUCAUUGUCUGCUCUCCCUGCCAGACAGUAAGGGGGCAGUGACUGGCACUUAGUAGGUGCCCCAUAAAUACCCUGCCAUUGUUCUAGAUGGGAGGGGAUUGCCUGGUGCCUGCUGGGGCUGUCCCCACCCUCCAAGCUGUGGGUGAACAGGCUGGGAGCAGUCUUUGCCAAGCCAGGCUAGAGAAGCAUUUCCUCCAUCCCAUGUC